AUGGUCGCCACCGAACGUCCCCCAUAUCCGGGGAAGCAGUUGCUCAUUCUCGCCCUUUGUCGGAUAUGCGAGCCGAUUGCAUUCAUGUCCAUCUUCCCAUACAUCUAUCACAUGGUGAAGGACUUCAACUUGACCGAUGAUGAGAGCCAAAUUUCUUUUUAUGCCGGCAUGGUAACUUCGGCGUUUACCUUUGCCGAGUUCUCGACCAGCGUCUUCUGGGGAAGGCUCAGUGACAAGAUCGGCCGGAAACCCGUGCUUCUGAUGGGAAUGGCCGGGACAGGAAUGAGCGUCCUUGCAUUUGGCUUUGCCCCAAAUCUGCAGGUCGCCCUAUUUGCUCGUGCACUAGGAGGGUUCUUGAACGGCUCGGGCGUACUCGGUAAUGCCGUUGGUCUGGUGUGUCGGGGCAGUUCGAUUGUUGGCCCCAUGAUCGGAGGCGCACUCGCAAAACCAGUCGACACCCUACCUUCGGUCUUCACCCCGGGCAGUAUUUGGGACCGCUUCCCUUACCUCCUGCCGAACUUGUUCAGCGCUAUCUGCGUCUCGGUCGGAGUUGUCAUUGGCCUCUUGUUCCUGGAGGAAACGCACGCAGAGAAGAAGAAGGGCCGCGAUCGUGGGGUGGAGCUCGGGAACUAUCUUCUCAGCUAUCUUCAAGCGAGAAGCGCGAAGGCCGAGGGCAAGUUGCCAGCGAAGAACUCCGAGGAGCAACCUCUGUUAUUCGAGACGGAAGAGACAUUGCCCGGGUAUCUCACCAACGGAGACUCGGCAUCAUCGGUCUGCGAACAGGAGCCGGUCGGCUUCGAAGAGGCAUCCGGCGCCCCGGCACCGAAGCAGGAUGGCAAGCCCACAGCAAGAAUCUUUACCAAGCCGGUGAUUACCAUCAUUGCCUCAUACGGCAUCCUGGCAUUCCACACCAUGGUGUUUGAUUCACUACUUCCGGUAUUCCUCAGCACAAACCCGCCUGAUGACAAGAUGCCGAUUUCCCUUCCCUUCAAAUUCGCCGACGGCUUCGGCAUGGAUACCCGGACGAUUGGCGUCAUCCUUUCCAUACAAGGCAUUUACUCGAUGGCAUCGACGCAUUUCUUGUUCCCGCUGAUUACCCAAAGACUGGGCCCUCUCCGACUCUUCAAACUCAUGUCUAUCCUCUACCCGCUUCUCUAUUUCUUCACGCCCUACAUAGUCCUCCUCCCCGAGAGCCUCCGGAUGGCUAGCGUCUACUUCAUCGUGGUGUGGAAGUGCACGUUUUCGACUCUGGCGUACCCGAGCAACGCCAUCCUCAUCACCAACUCGGCACCGACGACGCUCACCCUGGGUACGAUCAACGGAGCGGCCGCCUCGACGGCCAGUCUGUGCCGCGCGCUGGGGCCCAUCAUCUCGGGUCUCUUGUACUCGAUGGGAUGGGAAAACGGGUAUUCGGGGCUGUCUUGGUGGGUUACUGGUCUGGUAACCAUUGGCGGUGCCUAUGUGGGCCUGAAGAUCACGGAGCCUCGGGGGAGGAUGGAUGAGAAGCUCGACAUCGAGGCGGCUCCAAUGCCUCAGGGUGUCUGGGAUGCGGCGGGAACGAGCGGCAGGCAGACGCAGCAGAGCUAA
Molecule: messenger RNA, 1587 nt
Organism: Chaetomium globosum CBS 148.51
Lineage: Eukaryota; Fungi; Ascomycota; Sordariomycetes; Sordariales; Chaetomiaceae
Exons: 5
Coding region: 1-1587 (528 amino acids)
Biological process (GO): transmembrane transport
Molecular function (GO): transmembrane transporter activity
Source: RefSeq, a predicted model, not a curated record